Messenger RNA from Phragmites australis (common reed), 2157 nucleotides. RefSeq names its product glycerol kinase. Gene Ontology annotation, biological process: glycerol metabolic process; triglyceride metabolic process; glycerol-3-phosphate biosynthetic process. The transcript has 4 exons. NCBI's taxonomy places the organism in Eukaryota, Viridiplantae, Streptophyta, Magnoliopsida, Poales, Poaceae. The record is from RefSeq and is a predicted model, not a curated record. The coding region runs from base 289 to 1854 and encodes 521 amino acids. Gene Ontology annotation, molecular function: glycerol kinase activity. Gene Ontology annotation, cellular component: mitochondrion.
UACUCUGUUAGCCGCCGAUAGCUCAAAAAAAUCCCAGCUUUUGGGGGACGCGGACGCCAAAAUCGCGUUCCGUCCCACAAGAUACCGGCGCGGAGCCGAGCGGAGACACCGCGACGGUCAUUGACUUCCCCGCCCUCCCUCCCCUCCAUCCAAGGCGGAUCCACCCGUGUCCGCCUAUAAACUCUCAACUGCCCCCGAUUUGUUCGACGCCAUCUCCAGUCCUCCCUUCCCACGCGCUGCUCCCAUCCAUCUCGUCCUGCUUCGCUGCGCGGCUGUGCCGGCGGGAUCAUGGCAGGGGAGGGGGAGGAGGUCUACGUGGCGGCCAUCGACCAGGGCACCACCAGCACCAGGUUCAUCAUCUACGACAGCCACGCCAAGCCCAUCGCUUCGCACCAGCUCGAGUUCAAGCAGCACUACCCGGAGGCAGGAUGGGUUGAGCAUGAUCCGAUGGAGAUUAUAAAGACUGUGAAGGUGUGCAUGACGGAGGCAAUUGCCACAGCUAAUGGACACAAUGUCCAUGCUGGCUUGAAGGCCAUUGGGAUCACAAAUCAGAGGGAAACCACCGUUAUGUGGAGCAAAUCCACUGGCCUUCCACUGUACAAUGCCAUUGUGUGGAUGGAUGCUCGCACAAGCCCUGUUUGCAGGAGAUUGGAAAGUGAGCUAUCAGGUGGUAGAACCCACUUCGUGGAGACAUGUGGAUUGCCAAUUAGUACCUAUUUCAGUGCUCUUAAGUUAUUAUGGUUGAUGGAAAAUGUGGAUGCUGUCAAGGAUGCGAUCCAGACUGGUGAUGCCUUGUUUGGCACAAUCGACACUUGGUUGAUCUGGAACCUUACAGGAGGUCUUGGUGGUGGGCAGCAUGUCACAGACUGCUCAAAUGCAUCUCGUACGAUGCUUAUGAAUCUAAAGACACUCGAUUGGGACAAGCCAACACUUGAUGCAUUAGGAAUUCCUGCCAAGGUUUUGCCGAAGAUUAUUAGUAAUUCAGAGAAAAUUGGUGUGGUUGCCAAUGGGUUUCCCUUGGAAGGUGUCCCCAUCUCAGGUUGCCUAGGAGAUCAGCAUGCUGCAAUGCUAGGGCAGCUGUGCCAGAAGGGUGAAGCGAAAAGCACCUAUGGAACUGGUGCCUUUAUCCUUCUGAACACUGGGGAGGAGGUUACCCUGUCCUCCCACGGUCUUCUUAGCACCAUUGCUUAUAAGCUUGGCCCAAGUGCGCCCACUAAUUAUGCUCUAGAAGGCUCCAUUGCAAUUGCUGGUGCAGCUGUUCAGUGGUUAAGGGACAGCCUUGCAAUAAUUCAGACUGCAGCUGAAAUUGAAAACUUGGCUGAAACUGUGCCGGACUCUGGUGGGGUGUACUUUGUGCCAGCGUUCAAUGGGUUGUUUGCACCAUGGUGGAGGGAUGAUGCAAGGGGGAUCUGCAUUGGUAUCACAAGGUUCACAAAUAAGGGGCACAUUGCUCGAGCAGUGCUAGAGAGUAUGUGCUUUCAGGUGAAUGAUGUCCUCAGCUCCAUGCACAAGGAUGCUGGAGAGGCAGGAGAAGUAAAAAGCGCGGAAGGGGAAUUCUUGUUGCGCGUCGAUGGUGGCGCUACUGUUAAUAAUCUUCUCAUGCAGAUUCAGGCUGAUUUAUUGGGUAGCCCUGUUGUCAGACCAGCUGACAUAGAGACAACAGCCCUUGGAGCUGCAUAUGCAGCUGGGUUAGCUGCUGGAGUCUGGACAAAGGAGCAGGUAUUUGCGGGCUUGCACAAGGAGAACACGACAGUCUUCCGCCCGAAAUUGGACGAGACCCACAGGAAGAAGAGGGCAGAUUCAUGGUACAAGGCGGUUUCUAGAUCAUUUGACUUGGCUGAUCUAUCCCUUUAGAUUGACACACCUUGUUGCACGGUAGGCACGAUCAAUCGUUGCCCAGGUGGUUGUCAGUUAGCCCUUGCUUGUCGAUGAAUAAAGCGGUACAUUGUGCAUUACUUCUGCGGGCUUGUUCUUUGUUUUCUUGGAAGAAACGAAGGAUAGAUAACCGGGUGUAUAUUGAUAAAAUUAUAAGCACAGAGAUAUCUCAAUUCUUCAAAAAGAAUUACUUUGGAGUAUUCAUGUAUCUCAAUUCUUCAAAAAGAAUUACUUUGGAGUUUUUAUGUAUCUCAAUUCUUCAAAAAGAAUUACUUUGGAGUA